GCAACAUUUGUUCGCUAAUAUAAAUCAGUAUGUAAUUAUGUCGCGCUUAUGGCUGUAGAUAAAACACGAUCGUUUGUUUUAUUUUCUUAUUUAACUCUGACGACUGUCGCGGUGGAGUAAUUAUUAUCGUUUUAGUAAAACUAUUUAUUUCUUUAUACUACAUUUUUUAGUGCGAUGAAUGUUUUUUAUAAUUAUUUUUUUAUAACAGUAGUCACUAUUUUUGCAUUUAAUUAUGGAACUGCUCUACGCACCUGGGUAACAACAGAUGAACUUGAAAAUCACAUUAGUCCAGACGAUCUGAAGGAAUUUGUUAAAUGGACUGCUAAAAGUAACUCCACGGCAACGACUACGCCCGUCAUCGACUACGCCAGCUAUGAGGAAACUACGUCUAUCCUUCCUGUCCCUGAUUUAGUCGACUGCUUCGGCUUAGGUUCUCUAACACGAAAAAUAUGGCUUUUCAACAUGCGCCCCGACUCCUCUGACGAUGUCAAUACACACUUCUACUUUUCUUCUCGUCGCAAUCCUGGCAGGGUUCAGGUCUUUGCUGGAUCACAAUUUGGUCUCGAAUGGGUGGACUUCGACCCGGAUAGAAGAACCAUAUUGAUCGUUCAUGGAUUUAUGAGUCACAGCAAUGCGUCUUGGGUACUCGAGAUGACGGGCGCUUUUCUUGAAUGGGCUGACGUGAAUGUUAUUGCCGUGGAUUGGAGUAAGGGCGGUAAUACUUGGAAAUAUUGGCGAGCUGUUGCCAACACACGACGAGUUGGUUCUGACGUUACUGGUUUUAUGAAGCAACUCAUGUCAGCAACUGGAGCUGAAGUGAAGGAUUUUCACUUCGUCGGUCACAGUCUUGGAGCUCACAUUGCAUCUUAUGUCUCCUAUCAUAUUGGCAAAGUUUCUAGAAUCACAGGCUUAGAUCCAGCGCAGCCAUGUUUUCGGACAUCAAAUCGUGUUGAGCGUUUAGACGAUACGGAUGCAGAUUUUGUUGACGUUAUUCACACAAAUGGGAGAUUGUUGCAGAAGAUUGGUUUUGGAUUACCUGAUCCCAUUGGUCAUGCAGACUUUUAUCCCAAUGGUGGUAUGAAACAGCCGGGAUGUGGAAACAAAACUAAUUCAAUUUGGGCACGAUUGUUACCAAUUUCGCCGUCUAAACUACAACAAGCGAUCUGCAGCCACGGCCGCGCUUAUCUUCUCUUCACGGAAUCUUUGAUCAACAAUAAUUGCACUUUUCAAGCUCAUAAAUGGAAUUUAACUUACGAAGGAGUCAAUGCGAGUCUGCUAGCCGCUUGUAACAUAUUGUCAUCUCCAUGUUCUGCGAUGGGCAUCCAAGCAGUGGGUGGGUCAGGUCAACCACGAGCUCGAGGAGGUUACUUCGUUUUGACGUCAGAAAAAGAGCCUUACUGUCAGGACGAUCUUCUUCAUCCAUUGUCAGACUUAUUACGUGAUUUACGUCAAGGAUUCCGUCUAGAUCGGUCGCAAAAAGCAAUACCGAGUGUAACACCAGCCUACGCUGACCCUGAUCUUGAAGAUGUUACUACAACAACUGCUAAGAGUUGGUUAAAGAAAUUGUUGAGUUUUGGUUAAAAUCUGUUUCUUCUAUAAUAUCAUUUGAAAACUAUAAUUUGUAAGAAAUGUAUCUACUAAUUUAU
Molecule: messenger RNA, 1646 nt
Organism: Vanessa tameamea
Lineage: Eukaryota; Metazoa; Arthropoda; Insecta; Lepidoptera; Nymphalidae
Product: pancreatic triacylglycerol lipase-like
Exons: 11
Coding region: 175-1581 (468 amino acids)
Biological process (GO): lipid catabolic process
Molecular function (GO): lipase activity
Source: RefSeq, a predicted model, not a curated record